AUGGUUCUCUUUUCAACAUUCUUCUUCUUUUUCUUCAUCUCUCUUUCCCUCUCUCAAGGUCAACCUCCCAUUGACCCACUCGAACAGAAAGCUUUAUACGAUGUCCUCAACUCCCUCAACCCAGCCAUUCCAUGGACCACUGACUACCCCGAUGACCUCUGUCUCUCCGCCCCACACGGCGUCGUUUGCGACUACUACCCUUCUGAUUCCGAUGAUCACAAUGUUCAAAACCAGCAACAAAAAGCACACAUUGUUGAACUCAACUUCGGCUACGUUUCCGAUGAAACACCUAACCCACCUUGCUCCCCUAACGCCACACUUAACCCUCUUCUCUUCACCUCUUUCCCCUACCUUCAGAAACUCUUCUUCUACAAAUGCUUCAACAACACACAAAACCCACUUCCUUCUCUCCCUCCAUCUCUCCAAGAGCUAGUCUUCAUUCAAAACCCUUCUUUCGUUUCCCCGCUCCACCUUUUUCUCCGCAACCUCACCUCUCUCAGGAGACUUGUCUUGAUCGGAAACGCCUUCCAAGGUGAACUUCCCUUAAAUAUCGGCGAUUAUACAAACCUCGAAGAGUUAACUCUUUCUACAAACAAUCUCUCCGGCAUGAUUCCACCGAGUUUCGGAAUGCUGAAGAAGCUCAAGAUUCUCGACCUCAGUCAGAACGACUUCAAAGGGUGUGUUCCCCAAGAGAUUGGGAAUCUCACUUCGCUUUUGAAGCUCGAUUUAAGCUACAAUGGAUUUGGUUGUAAGAUCCCAGAGAGUUUUACCCACUUGCAAAAUAUGAUGUUUUUGGAUCUAAGUUUCAACCUUUUUGGUAAUUUUGGCGUCCCUUUGUUCUUAGGAGAAAUUUCAACUUUAAAGGAAGUUUAUUUAAGUGGGAAUCUACUUUCUGGUCAAAUUCCAGAAAUAUGGGAAAACCUUGGUGGUGUUGAAAAGAUUGGAUUUUCUAAAAUGGGCUUAGUAGGUAAAAUCCCAGUUUCAAUGGGGACUUAUUUGAAAAAUCUCUCUUAUCUUGGCCUUGAUAACAACAAACUUGAUGGCUCUGUUCCUCAAGAAUUUGGGCUUUUGGAGUUUGCUAAUGAGAUCAAUUUGGAGAACAACAAUUUGAGUGGUAGGAUCUCUUUGCCAAGUAGAGUAGAACAGAAGUUAAAGUUGGCAGGAAAUAUAGGGCUGUGUUUGGGAAACAAUGCAAGCUGUUCUUCUCAAAAUGGUGAAAGUUUGGGUCAACUUAAUCCCUACAAAAUAAGUGAUAUUCUUCCUGAUCAUGAUGAUGUCCUUUUCAAUGGGGAUUCUUUGCUGCAUUUUGAUCCUCUUAUGUUGGUUUUGGUUUUGGUGGGGUGGUUGUUAAGCUUCACAUGGGAUGGGUGA
Messenger RNA from Vicia faba (fava bean), 1371 nucleotides. The record is from the annotation of a GenBank genome assembly. Lineage: Eukaryota; Viridiplantae; Streptophyta; Magnoliopsida; Fabales; Fabaceae.